Periophthalmus magnuspinnatus is the source of this 1304-nucleotide messenger RNA. RefSeq names its product RIB43A domain with coiled-coils 1 (gene ribc1). The transcript is spliced from 7 exons. NCBI's taxonomy places the organism in Eukaryota, Metazoa, Chordata, Actinopteri, Gobiiformes, Gobiidae. The record is from RefSeq and is a predicted model, not a curated record. Bases 9 to 1148 code for a protein of 379 amino acids.
CCGUAACCAUGUACAAAGUGGAUUUGCCUGUGGAUCAGUCCACACAAAAUGCCGUGGAAAGGCGCAGAGCGGCAGAAUCUGCACGAAAGGAGCGUAUCUUCAACACCCGGCUCCGAGUGAUGGGCCUGGACCUUCACGCUCUGGAACAACAAGUGCAGGACAGAAAACACCAGCAACAUUUGGAGAGACAACGGGAUAAGGAUUAUGAUUUUCUCAGACUGAACCAUGAUGAAGCCCUUAUGCAGCAGGACAACAAUGAAAAACAGCGGCGCGCAGACUUGCAUACAGGAGAACUUGCAACCAAGUUCUGGUGCACUUACCAGAGAGCUGAGGACUCCCGUGAUGCAGAUCUCAACAAUGACCAGAUGAGGGCGUUGACGCUCUCGGUUCCAGAGAGUGAGCUGGGACCUGCCAGUAUGCAAAUCUUUGAGGGAGAGGACCAAGGAGCAAAAGACAGCCGGAAAGAACAAAUGAAAAUUACGGAAAGAAAUCUACGUGCACAAAAGGAAGACAAUGAGCGGAGACGAAUGGCAGAGAAGCAUAGAGACAUGCUUACUGGUCAGGGGCUGAUGUAUGAGGACCACCGGCGAGAAGAGAUGCGCACAUUAGAGGAGGAGUGCAGAAGAGUGUCCCGCAUGGCCCUGGAUAACUAUAACCAUGCUCUGGCCACAGAGCAGGCUGAAAGAAAGAGAGAAGAGCGCAGACGAGAGGAGAGGGAGAACCUAGCAGAGAUGUGGCACAUGGUGACGUCCGACAUGAUGACGGAACGCGCAGAGGCAGCAGAGAGGCCAGGAGGAGGCAGGCCGCCCGGGGUCAUGGCUGACAGGUGGAAAGGGAUGAGCCCCACACAGCUCAGUGCCAUCCAUAAGGAGAGAGAGGCGCAGUGUGAGGAGAAACAGAAACAACAAGACAAAGAAAGAAGUUUGCGUACAUCUUUUGGCUUGCAGCUGCUGAAGUCUUCUCAGGCAGCAGAGGAAGAGGAGCAAAGAGUUGCAGAGCAAAGGAGACAAAGGAGGGCAGAAAUAGACCUGUACAACAGGCAGCUGGCUAAAGAGCAGCAGAUACAUCAGGAGUAUUUGGAAAAAAUCUUAUACACCAACAAACCAACAAAGGACUACUUUCGCCAGUUCAAUACAAGCUCUCGCUGAUCUCAUUUCUCACAAUGGAUAUACUGUACUUGCUUGUCAUUGUGAACAAGACACUAUCUUCAAAUGCAAAUGAAAAAAGAUAUGUUUUCGUACAUGUCUCCACUGCUAAGAAUUAUGGACACUACAAUAGAAAAAAAAACUCUUUUGUUGAGAUUG